This is a messenger RNA of Cyprinus carpio (common carp), 885 nucleotides long. RefSeq names its product protein OSCP1-like. Gene Ontology annotation, biological process: transport. The transcript has 5 exons. The record is from RefSeq and is a predicted model, not a curated record. Gene Ontology annotation, cellular component: plasma membrane; cytoplasm. Bases 281 to 745 code for a protein of 154 amino acids. Lineage: Eukaryota; Metazoa; Chordata; Actinopteri; Cypriniformes; Cyprinidae.
UUUAGAUUUUAAAUGCAGUGUAAACGUCUUGUUUCAUUAUGAGUAAAAAUAUAUAAAUAUAUCUUCUUAAGAACUGUUGUAAAGAUUAAUUUUGUUGUUGUUGUUAAGAAAUUCUAUAUAAUAUUCAUCACACAUCAAGUUGCUUUUCUGUGCCAAUGUUAUUGCUUUUUCUAGUACACACUUGCCAAAUUUAAAAAGCACAUUUUUCUAAGUAUACACACCCUUAUCCGAUGGUGACUUUGAACUCAUCCGACAUACACUGCUGGUUCUCUUUCAAGAUAUGCAAAUCAGGGUCUCAAUUUUCUUGAAAGAGAAAAUCCAGAACCCAAAUGGCCAUUUUGUGCUGCAGACCUCAGGGCCGGUGCCUUACGGAUUUGAGGUUCCUGGUUUAAUCAGGUAUUUUAAUGCUAAAGGCCAAGAGGUGAGGAGGACAAGGUUUCCCAGUGGAGGAAACUACACAAGUGCUUUACGCCAGGGCUCAUUUGACCUCUCUGGAGACAGGGUCACAAUUUUGGGCACCAACAUGUACAACACACCCUCAUCUCAAGAAAUGGAUCCAUCAACUACCUCUAACAGCACAAGGAAGCAAAAGCAGGCAGAUACAACACCCAAUCCUCUGGCCACAGAGGAACUCAACCUGCUCGCUAAACUGAUGGGUGGAAUGGAGGUGCAGAAAAUCUUGAAUGUGGACGCUGGUUUCAAAGUGAACCUAUUAGCCUUAGAACAGGAGGAGGAGGGCAUGUAAGCAUUACUAAUCCAGACAUAAUCCUGCAACAACCCACACACAACCUUGAAGGCAUGCUUGAUUUUCUAUUGUACUUUUAUGCUGCUUCUUUAUACUUUUUGGAUCUUAUAUAUAAAUAUAUAAAUGUAAAAUAUAAAAUA